AUGAACCAUCCCCUCCCUGCGGGAGGGGGCGCUUCGCGCCCAGCCAGUCACACCAGCGAGCCUCCCACCAGGGGGACUUGUGUUAAGAUCAAGUUCUGCCCAAAAAAUGUUCUUCAGACGACUCGAGUCGAAGGGACCCCAGGCCCAGUGUCACUGCUGUCUACACCGGGCUACACCCCCGGGGGAGUCAUUCAUCACAUCCUAAGCCGGGUAUGCCCCCCCCGGGGUACCCUACCCGGCCGGCUAGAAGAGGUGAUCGAGCUCGAACCAGUCCGGAAUCAACAUUUCUCCCUUCAGUUUACCACCACCACAAAAUCGAACAUACACAAAUUUUCGUCAAGAAUGGAUAUCAGCCGUACACUCGAGCUUUUGAACGUCCUUUACCCCUCACCUGACACACCAGCGCAUGCCUUGCCAAAUCAGAUCCAGCAAACUGAAGCUCAUAAGGCCUUAUACGACUUCAUGGCCGAGCCAUCUGCCUGGUCUUUGGCAAGCGAAAUAUUGGAUUCAUUAGGCACGCACGAAUGGGCACAAAAUACCAACGCAAGGUUCAUUGCCGCACACACAUUAGCCGUAAAAAUAUCUAGGGACUGGAAGAGUUUUCCUGCAGACCAGUCGCUCACCUUGAAAGAUCGGUUACUCCAGUGGUUACAACAAAGUGUCAUUCGCACGGCUUCAUCGGUUCCGGGAGAGAAGAUCGUGUUAAGAAAAUUAUCGGUUGCGAUCUCCGUGCUAUCAUUGAAGCUAGUCCCCGAACCGUUGAGAUGUUGGGAUAAUUGGCUCCUCGAAGUGAUUUCACGGCUAGCAGGUGGCCCAACCGUCACAGGUUCCUUGUUGGACGUAUUAACGGUGAUCGCAGAGGAAGCCGAACGGGCGGAUAUGUUGGGCGCUCGCAGGGUACAGUACGAUAAGUCUAUUCAAGAUGGCAGUGAACUCGUGAUCAGAACUUUGUCGGAUGCCCUCGUCUCAGAAUCUUACUCGAUAAGACUUGCAGCCCUGAGCUGCAGUCAAGCGUGGCUUUGCUCUUCUCACUUGAAUAUCGAUGGGCCUAUUACCCUAUGGCCAAUUUUACUGGACUUGCUAUUUAAUUCCAAAUACCUUUUGGCUUACAUAAAUCCAAAUAACUCAAUCAAUAUUGCCGACGAGGAAGAGGAUAUUGUCCAAAAGUCAGCUGAUUGUAUUGAAGAGUUGGUGUCUGGCAGCCGUGGAGGAGCGAGUAUUGGGGCUGGCUUUGUGACCAAGGCGAGGGCUGAAGUUCUUCUAGACUGGUUUAGCGGCGACCUUGUAGGUUCUAUUAUUGAGCAAUCAGUAGCUUCAGGAGAUGUUCCCGACGCGAUCUUAUCCAUCUACAAACUUUUCACUUCCCUGUCCGAGCACUCCAUUGCCGGCAUCGCAGCAACCCUCUCAUCACCUCGAAGUUUGAAAAUAGUGAGGCAUUUAUUGCGACUAAGCACCUUUCCCGGCUAUGGAGGAAUCGACGAAAAUAUAUCGACUCUUAUUCUUCCGAUUUGGACGCUGUUGCAAGAGGAGCUCAACGACUUGGGAUAUUUGGGAAGCGCCCCGGAAGACUCUGAUUUUGAUGCACCACCUUCUCUGAUCCAGCAAAACCACCCAGAGCUAAGAUCCCUAUCAACCCAGCUCUUCAAAACGUUAUCGCAAGGCUUGAGACUCAAAUCAACUUGGCCGAAGCAUAAUUUCAUUGCUGAAAAUUGGACUAAAGACAUGGCAGCCUCUUUCAAGUCGCACACCAGGGCCGACUUGGCAGAGUGUCUUUUGGCUUGCUAUUACGUUUGCCGCGAAGAAUUGCUGCUCGAUUUGGUCAUUGAAACGAAGUCGCUGCUAAGUAGAACUCAGGGGCCCAAUGAUUGCUAUGAGGAUCUAGAAGCAUGUCUCUUUUGUAUUCGAGCGAUCCAAGAUGGGAUUCCAAUUGAAGAAAAUACUGCUUUGCCGCUAGUGUUUAGUUCUGAAAUCUUAGGAGGGAUCCCCAAUGGAGAUACGCCACCUUUGCUUCGGCUCAAAGGCACAUGUUUAAAUUUGAUCGCAUCCUUUUCAGAAUGGCUCAAGCAUCGACCAAGUCAUUUACUUUGCUCCCUCAAUUUGGUCGCACCGUCCUUGAAUUGCCCCGACCCGGAAACCAUCUCGCUGGCAGCUAACGCCUUGCGCAGGCUUUGUCAUGAAGGUAGGAAGGUCCUGGUCAACGAAAUCCCACCUUUGGCAGAGUUGAUUCGGUCUACUGAAGGGAAAAUCAUGCCCGAUGAGUAUAACAAGGUUUUGCAGGCGGUUGCGAGCGUACUCCAAGCUCUCCCCCCCAAGGAUCUCGUUCAACCAAUUCUUAGUUUAAUGAAUCCAGUUUUAACACGACUAGAUCUCGCUCUACGGCAACAUUCUCAGGCACCUGAUCCCAAUAGUCGUAUGGUUAUCAUCACUCAACUUCAACAGUUGAAGGCUUGUAAUCAGGGGCUUUCUGAACCUGACGAAGAAAUCAUUUUACUCGACAUUGAUGAUGAAUCUAAUUCAGAAAAAGAGAAGAUGACUCAGUUGACUCAAUUGGAACCCAUCCGAAACCUGCAACAAACUCUCUGCCAGUUAAUCUCCUGCGCUAUGGUCCAAUCUUUAGGUGAUGUCGAUAUGGCUGUGACCCUAUCGGAACUUGCUCGAUCAUGUACAUCCAGCAGCAUUCCUACAGCAAUCUCACUGGAUCCUUUUCCGCUUCUCACAACCUGUAUCUCGAACAUCAGCCGCGAUCGUGCGAACCUAGCCAUUUGGUUCUCGCUUUCAACUUCUUUGGUCAUUGCUACCUGCCGAAUUAAAGGUCAAGAUUUUCCUCAAGACCAAUGGAGUGCUCUCUUGGGCUGCGUCAAAGAGUCGGUGAAGGUCACUGCUUCCGUGUUGAAUUCUGAUGCUCAGAUGAUCCAAGAACCAGAUUUGGUUCAGACAUUUCUGCAGCUCUGCGCAGCGAUCAUUGAACGAUACGGACAGAUGUUUGUAGCUCUCAAAGAUGAGUUACAAAUCAUUGUUGCCAUCGCCAUUGCGGGAUUGAAAGUUGAGGAAAGAGUUGCUUUACAGGCUGCAUUAGACAUCCUUAGGAUUUUCGCUCAUCAAACGCAGAAGGCAUCCUCGCAAGCCCAAGCUGAUUUGUUCCUCGAAUUAUUGACUCUGCAUGGACAGCAAGUCUUGAACCACAUUCUUCUCGGGAUUGGGGGAAAGCUCCCGAGAAGUUCUUUACCCAGCCUAUCUGAAACUUUACACUGUUUUGUAAUCAAAUUACCUCACCUCAGUCAGAUGUGGCUUGCCAAACUUCUGGAAUCACCCGGAUAUCCAAACGAAAAGUUGACUGAAGACAAGAAAGCUAGGUUUUUGAAGAACAUUUGCGCUGCUCGAACGCUCAAGAAGGCCAGAGACGUGUGCACUGAUUUUGCCAUCGUUUCGAGAGGGCUUGAAGGAACUGCAUAUGGCGCGAGUCAGAUGAGUCUAUCAUUUGCAGACUAAUUUAUGUGUGCCCACACCCAAUUACAACCAUUGGUGGAAUCUAUCAACACCAGAUUGUUUUCACUUCUCUGAAUCCGUUCUGAAGCGUGUCGUCACUGUCCCCCUUUGUUGUAAUUUACAAUGUGCCCCGCACUCCACCUUGUGGUGCCAAGUUGAGGACAGCAGUACAAAUUUCUUGACUGUCAGUCACUCGGGAAAUCUUGUAUUGCCUUGGGGGGUUGGUACCAACAUGG
This is a messenger RNA of Puccinia graminis f. sp. tritici CRL 75-36-700-3, 3722 nucleotides long. RefSeq lists its product as uncharacterized. Gene Ontology annotation, molecular function: small GTPase binding. The transcript is spliced from 15 exons. The record is from RefSeq and is a predicted model, not a curated record. Gene Ontology annotation, biological process: protein import into nucleus. Gene Ontology annotation, cellular component: nuclear membrane; cytoplasm. The coding region runs from base 1 to 3489 and encodes 1162 amino acids. Lineage: Eukaryota; Fungi; Basidiomycota; Pucciniomycetes; Pucciniales; Pucciniaceae.